AUGACGAGCACUAUCGGUAUUCCAAUCAAGCUCCUCAACGAGGCAGCAGGUCACAUUGUCACGCUCGAGAUCACAUCUGGCGAAGUCUACCGCGGCAAGCUGAUUGAAGCCGAGGACAACAUGAACGUACAGCUGAAAGACAUUACUGUAACCGCCCGCGACGGCCGCGUCUCACAUCUCGAACAAGUGUACAUCCGAGGAAGUCAUGUGCGGUACUUCAUCGUCCCAGACAUGUUGAGGAACGCACCCAUGUUCCGAUCGAGAGGCACAAGGGGCCGCGGUGGCCAGCACCCGCGGCGGCGGUCGCUGAACAAGCUGAAAAUUACGGGCGAAAAGACAACACAAGCAGAGAGCAUGCUACCGGAAGCGCAGCAGCAGCGAGGACGCGCCAUUUGGUGCGUGGACUAG
Molecule: messenger RNA, 408 nt
Organism: Alternaria hordeiaustralica
Lineage: Eukaryota; Fungi; Ascomycota; Dothideomycetes; Pleosporales; Pleosporaceae
Exons: 5
Coding region: 1-408 (135 amino acids)
Biological process (GO): RNA processing; spliceosomal snRNP assembly
Cellular component (GO): U1 snRNP; spliceosomal tri-snRNP complex; pICln-Sm protein complex
Molecular function (GO): RNA binding
Source: RefSeq, a predicted model, not a curated record